Molecule: messenger RNA, 2349 nt
Organism: Nicrophorus vespilloides
Lineage: Eukaryota; Metazoa; Arthropoda; Insecta; Coleoptera; Silphidae
Gene: twisted
Product: protein O-mannosyl-transferase 2
Exons: 11
Coding region: 148-2235 (695 amino acids)
Biological process (GO): protein O-linked glycosylation via mannose
Cellular component (GO): endoplasmic reticulum; membrane
Molecular function (GO): dolichyl-phosphate-mannose-protein mannosyltransferase activity
Source: RefSeq, a predicted model, not a curated record
AGUACGAAAUGCAACCAAUGGCACACGCACCCUCUUCGUGAAAGAGAUUCCCGUUAGCUUUGCUCUGUUGUCACAUACCUGCGUGUUUACCUGUUAGUGAAUUCUUCAUUUUUAAAUGGUCUACGGUUACGAAUCCGAUUUCAUGUGAUGGAAAAGAAAAUUUUACCCUAUAAUAACCAUCAUGUCUGGUGGAUAACAUUUGGGACAAUAUGCAUUCUAACUUUGUUCACAAGGUUCUACAAAGUAUCUGAGCCUGAUCACAUUUGUUGGGAUGAAACUCAUUUUGGUAAAAUGGGCAGUUGGUAUAUUAACCGAACAUUCUUCUUUGAUGUCCAUCCACCUCUUGGUAAAAUGUUAAUAGGAUUGUCUGGUUAUUUGACUGGAUAUGAUGGUACUUUUGCUUUUGAUAAACCUGGUGAUAAAUAUGGAAAUGUCAGCUAUGUGGGAAUGAGAAUGUUCUGUACAGCCCUAGGAGCCAGCAUUGUACCUAUGACUUAUAUAACUGUUCAUGAAAUGACUCAAUCAAUUGUUUCAUCAGCAUUUGCAUCAUUAUUAAUACUUUUUGAUGUUGGAAUAUUAACUUUGACACAAUACAUAUUAUUGGAUCCCAUUCUCCUGUGCUUCAUGAUGGGUGCUAUAAUGGGAUCAGUCAAAAUCUCUUUUGGUGAAAUACCAGAGUUUACUUUUAAAUGGUGGACUUGGCUACUAUUUACCGGAACAAUGUUGGCUUGCUGCAUUUCAGUGAAGUUUGUUGGAUUGUUUGUUGUGCUCCUGGUUGGAUUCAUGACCAUUGCAGAUCUGUGGACUGUUCUUGGAGAUCUUGCUAAACCUGUGAUGAUAACCAUGAAACAUUUAAUUGCACGGGGAUUAUGCCUUAUCGUGUGGCCUAUAUUUCUAUAUAUUUUAUUCUUUUACAUACAUUUGAAGGUCCUUAAUCACAGCGGAAACGGAGAUGGAUUCUAUAGUUCAGCAUUUCAAUCGCAACUAAUUGGAAACAGUUUGCAUAAUGCAAGUAUGCCUAGGCAGGUAGCGUACGGAGCUAUAGUAACAUUGAAGAAUCAUCGCACUGGUGGAGGAUAUCUUCAUUCCCAUUAUCAUCUCUAUCCAGAUGGUGUCGGCGCUAGGCAACAGCAGGUUACAACUUACACCCACAAAGACGAUAACAAUAAAUGGUUGAUAAAGAAGUUCAAUACUGAAGAGUUUAACGGCGUGGAGCUAGUGAAGAGCGGAGAUCUGGUGCGAUUUGAACAUAUGCAAACUAAAAGAAAUCUACACGCUCACAAGGAGCAUGCUCCCAUCACCAAAAAACAUUAUCAAGUCACUGGAUAUGGCGAAAAUGGAACGGGAGAUGCAAACGAUGUUUGGAGAUUGACUUUGAUUGGCGCUAAAGAUGGAACAGAGUUGACAGCGGUCAGCGGGAAACUGCGCAUCGUGCACUACCUUCAAUCAUGCAUUUUGACUACCAGUGGAAAGCAGCUACCUAAAUGGGGAUACGAACAGCAGGAAGUCUCAUGCAAUCCUAAUUUGAGAGAUGUUAAUGCGGUUUGGAACGUGGAAGAAAACGUCUUCGAUGAAUUGCCAAGCGUCAGCUUCGAUGUUUACGCACCUAGUUUCAUGGAGCGGUUUCUUGAGUCGCACGCCGUGAUGUUGCAGGGAAACGCAGGUUUGAAGCCGAAGGAGGGAGAGAUCACCUCGAGGCCGUGGCAAUGGCCUAUCAACUAUCGAGGCCAGUUCUUUUCCGGUUCAGGUUACAGGAUUUAUCUACUGGGAAAUCCGGUGAUUUGGUGGAGCAACUUGGCAUUUUUGGCUUUGUUCUUGAUCAUAUUCACUUUCAACGCAAUCAAAGAACAACGUGGUUACCUGAAAUCACUAGCAGAAUUCCAUCAAGGAAAAUUGGUCGCUUGUGGUUGGCUGUUCGUAGGAUGGCUGCUUCACUACGUUCCAUUUUGGGCGAUGGGAAGGAUUUUGUAUUUUCACCAUUAUUUCCCGGCCCUCCUUUUCAGUUCCAUGAUUACCGGAAUCGUACUGGAUUAUCUUUUAGUGGAAAUACCAACGUUAUUUCCAAAGAAUUACAGCAAUACUGUUCACCAUAUUCUUCUAGCCUUAAUCUUGUCUACGAUUAGCUACAGUUUUGUAGUAUUUUCGCCUCUUGCCUAUGGUAUGUCCGGGCCGAAUGCCAAUGAACCGAAUUCAACAAUGUUUGGAUUGAAAUGGCUCGACAGUUGGGAGUUUUAGAUAGUAAAAUUUAGACCAUACUAAUUUGCUAUACUUUUACAGAACUGAAUUAACAUUAAUCUAAAUGUUUAAAAAUUGUUAUAAUAUUUAUAUAUUUUAAUUAAAAGAAUUUAA